Entrophospora sp. SA101 is the source of this 2460-nucleotide messenger RNA. NCBI's taxonomy places the organism in Eukaryota, Fungi, Glomeromycota, Glomeromycetes, Entrophosporales, Entrophosporaceae. The record is from the annotation of a GenBank genome assembly.
AUGAAGUGGGUCAAGUAUUUGCCAGAAGUAAUAGAUUAUCUUAAUAAUUAUCCGACACGUCUCAUUCGAGCUCCAGGUUCAUCAAAAUGGGGUUUAGCUCCAGCAAAAGCUAUUAAACUGGAACGAGUAGAAUCUAGGCCAUCUACAAAGUAUAAGCGCCCUGUUGGGAAAAAUGAGGAGAAUAAGUUAAAGAAGGGUGAUACAGUUCGUUACCUGCUUGCUAAUGCGGAGUGGGAAGGAGUAACGAAAAAUGAACCAGUUUUAUAUUAUCUCGGAGAUGAUGACGAUGAAUAUGCUCCAAAGCGUGGAUUUGUGAGAGAGGAACUCUUAUAUGUGAAUAUCGAUACGCUUCAGUAUCCACCCCAGAGUAUAUUGGAAGAAAACACUCGUUCCAGAUCUAUUAAUUUCGUUCGUAUUACUAAUAAAAUGUCUAAAGCCAUUGCAUAUGCUGAGAGGCGUGGCGGAGAAUGUCUUGGUAAAACUGGCCAAAUAAAUGGUUUCGAUGUAUAUCUUUGGUCAUGUGAAAAUGGACUCCAUCAAUGGGAAGCACCUUAUAAAAUCCAGAAGAAUAAAUUCGAAUGGGUAACUAAACAAUUGGAAAAAGGAAUGCAGGUGCGGAUUAAUACUUUAUUACUUGAUAAGUUUGCACUAAUUUUUAAACUUCGGAGGUGCCAAAGUCAUGGUAGAGAAUUGCAACAAAAAUAUGAUAUGCGUGGACAAUUGUGGCAUAAUGCAAGCCUAGUAUGGGAGGAUCAGUCUAAACUCAAACGUAUUCUUGAAAUUAUUUAUAAAGUAUCCACCCACCGGUUAAAACAAGAAUUACAAAGGUGUCAUAAUCAUGGAGCUAUGUUGGAAUAUUGGCAUGAUAGACGUUUACCAGUAUUAAAAUUAAUACAACCCGCUCUUGCAAGCUUUCCACCCUAUAUUGGUCAAGAACCACCUGAUGAUUAUUUGGAUAAGGUUGUACAAUCAUGGGCAUUUGCUGAGGGACAUAUGACAGUUCUUGAAAAUGCACAUGCAGGAGAUUUCGAUGAUGCAGUUAAGUUCUCAGCUAUUAAUAUAUCACCUACAAUUCCUCAAACUCCAGCCGUUAAUGUACAAAAUAAAUCACAUUCCGAUAGUAGUGGUAUAUCUCAAGCUGAAAUAGAUAGUAUGAUAAAAUCACAAUUAGCUUUGGUACCCACCACUUCCCUUCAGCCUACACAAUCCCAGAAAACACAAGUUCUACAGUCUCGGCAAAAACAAUCUGAUCAUAUUGAUUACCCUAGAGUACCAGAUAAAUAUAUGCCAGAAAGACCACCAGACGGGUAUGGUGUAUAUUCUGAAAAAUUUAUUCAUGCGAAUCUUAUAAACCCAACUCCUACAUCUAAUCAGGUUAUAGAAUCUGUAGCGAAAGAUGUUUACGAAAAAGUAAUGGAUAAAAUUUCCUCUUUUCUACCCAAGAAGAAAAAUAAUACUCCUAAUAAUGAUGAUAUGGAUGAAAUUACUAAGGGUAUGUCAGAAUUAUCAAUAAAUAAGGCUAUAGCCAAAGGUAUAUCACAGGGAAUAAAAGCGGUACAUGAUGAUAAUGUAUCAUCUCAGCAUAGAUGUUCGAAUUGUUAUAGUCUUGGACAUAAUUCUCGCAAGUGUCCAUAUCCUCGAAAAAGGAACAGAAAAAAUAGAAAGAGUAGAUCCAAAAAGAGAGGCAGUGUUAAUAAGGUUGCUGUAGAUUCAGGUUCAGAUACAAACUCUUCCGAUUAUGAUUCUUCAGAUAAUAACUCCGAUUCUGGGGAUUCCUCGUCUGAAGUUGAAUCUGAUCAUAAUCAUAAAUUAAUAAGAGAGUGGGUCAAGUAUUUGCCAGAAGUUAUCGAUUACCUAAAUAAUUAUCCAACACGUCUUAUUAGAGCUCCUGGAUCCUCGAAGUGGGGGUUGGCACCAAUAAAAGCCAUCAAAUUAGAAAAGGUUGAAUCUCGGCCAUCCACAAAAUAUAAACGUCCUGUUGGGAAAAAUGAGGAGAAUAAGUUAAAGAAGGGUGAUACAGUUCGUUACCUGCUUGCUAAUGCGGAGUGGGAAGGAGGUAUGGAGAAUCAGAAAAGAGCCACGGAUCCGGUAUGGAGUCCAACUUUAUUUAAAAUUCGAAAAAUUGUUGUAACGAAGAAUGAACCAAUUUUAUAUUAUUUAGAAGGUGAUGAUGAAUAUGCUCCAAAGCGUGGAUUUGUGAAAGAGGAACUCAUGCACAUAGAUCUAGAAAAACUUCAGUAUCCGCCCCAGAGUAUAUUGGAAGAAAACACUCGUUCCAGAUCUAUUAAUUUCGUUCUUAACAUUGCCCGACGAUAUACAAAAAAAUGGCGCGAUGUUGUUGAUAUCCUUGAUAAAAAUUUACAAGGUAGAGAAUUUAUUGUUAUCGAUUUAACUAGAGCAAAAGAAGACGCUUUAUAUCUUCGCAAGGGAUGGGACCAGCCCCUUGAUCUUUCUAUCUAA